Messenger RNA from Sardina pilchardus (European sardine), 2156 nucleotides. RefSeq lists its product as uncharacterized. The coding region runs from base 670 to 1629 and encodes 319 amino acids. The record is from RefSeq and is a predicted model, not a curated record. The transcript is spliced from 3 exons. NCBI's taxonomy places the organism in Eukaryota, Metazoa, Chordata, Actinopteri, Clupeiformes, Clupeidae.
UGGCCAUGCACGAAGAAUAAGUAUUGAUACAUCGCUUCAAAACAUAUCUCAGAGUUUCUACGUGUCUUCUUUUACUGUCUGUGGUCGCUGUAUACGUGAACAUUUAUGCAGGUACAACCAUUGUGCUUGCCAAAAUGGUUGAUGUUACCGAUUUCCCGUCUAUUGAGAGGAAGGCCUACAGUUAGCAGUUAAUUUGUGAGAGGGCAUGAAGGUGGACGUCGAGACGGCGGAAACAGCACGGGCAAGUGAAGCGAGUCGUGGAGAUAGCUGGUUGAUUUCGGAAGAUCCACGUUUCAUUGUUGUGACUGAUUGAACAUGCAAUGGAGGACACAUGUGCGUAGCCCACUGGAAGCGAGUGAACGGCAAGCGCACUGAUCCGUUAGCAAAAAAAUCAGUUUAUCGAAAAAUAAACAAGACAGUCCCAACGCUUCAGUUGCAUUAUGGCUCGUAGCUUAUGUGACCUAUGACUGAGAUCAAGCUUUCACUGUGCCCAACACAGAUUGAAACGUAGCCUAUCUUCUGUGAGUGUCCACAUUAGACCAUUAAAGUGCAAAUCUCAAACAUUCACACAGAUCAGAUGAUGGCCAUUCAUGCAGUUGCCACUUCACCAAUUCUGGGCAUGCACUAGCCGUUCAACAGGAGAACUCUGUUGUUGGAGAAAACGUUGAGAUGGUGAAAACAAAAUCUUCUUUCCUUUCUUGGACUGACGAUGAAGUCAAAUUGUUACUGAAAGUAACAUUGGACUACAAAGUGACUAUGGCGGCAAAAGGUAUGGAAUGGGAGUCAUCCUGCAGCAAAUACUGGGACAUUUUGCAUAGUUUCCUUGAGAAUUACCCCACAUGUGAGACUGGCGAUUCAAUGGGAAAGGAGUUCCCUCACAAAAAGCAGGAGAUCACUAAAGAUCAACUGACAUCAAAGUUAAAGAACAUACGGAACAAGUAUAGGCAGGCAGUCAAGACUGGUCAAAAGAGAAGCCAUGGGCGAGUUAUCCUGCUGUUUUUUGAGCUUUGUGAAUCCAUUUGGGAAGAAUCACAAGGGAGGCAUGACAUCUCUGGGGAGACUGAGACUGUCGACACAAAGCCAGAUAUAAGCCUACCCGCCGCCAGCUCCGCUGCAACAGGCGAAGAGUCGCUGACCGAUGAGACCAUCGAGGAUUGCCGUCAACAACUCAACGGUUCGUUGGGAGCCUACCGAAGGAGCAAGUUGAAGAGGCGGCCCUCCUCGGAUGUUGCAAUGGAGGACCUCAGAAUUAAGAGGCGGCUCCUUCAUCAGCUUGAGGCAACGCACGACGAGUUUGUUAGCAGCAUAGGCCGGUUGUCAUCCUCGGUGGACCGCCUGAACUCUAACAUCGAGCUCCUGGUGCAGCACAUUGUGGGUUCAAACACAGGUACAAGCACAGGGAACAGUAACACAGAAGAUUUCGGACACUCUACGGCUGGCUCAGUGAACGUACCUGUUGACCAACCGUCACUGCCAUGCAGAAUUAAAGAUGAGUUUGUCGAGGUUGCUCUAGACUCCUCUCCAGGACCAUGCCCGGGAAGCCCAAAGCUGAGGAUAAAGUCUGAACAGGUUGAAGAGGAUAGUACUGAAACCAUGAUGUGCUCUACACAAACACAGAUGACAUUUUGAGCCACCAGAACUGUGAGACUAAAAUCUGAGACAUUUGAUAGAUUUGUCACCAGCUAUCCAGGUGUUUAAUCAACAUUCUCUGCAAAAGAAUAGACAAAACCUAAAAUCAAACAUGGAUUAUCUUCACCACAGAAAUGUUGACUCUGCAGGACACUAACCCAACACCCAAAACUAAGUAGACCAUUUGAAUGUAAACAAUAUGGACUCAUCUCUGAGAGGAAAAAAAUGAAGCAUAUCCUUGUCAUCAUUGUGAUAAGCUUUGGACAUUCCAAUGAUCUUGCCAGAUCUCAUUGUAAUAAGAACAAACACUGAAAGAAUGUUAAAGUUAAGAUGUUGUCGAGUCCAAGGGGUGUGUGUUAAGUUUAGCUGAGCUGGACAAGGGCCUUGUGACGUAAUUAAAGUGGCCUUUGCUGAAGGAGAUGCCUGAUCAGACUCUAGUUUCUUUUUUACAUUUCUUGUCUCAGGAAAACAGUAGUUAAGCAUUUUGGGUUUGAAUGGGUUAGAAAACACUGCUGGGGAGUUUUUUG